This is a messenger RNA of Rhinocladiella mackenziei CBS 650.93, 1785 nucleotides long. RefSeq lists its product as uncharacterized. Gene Ontology annotation, molecular function: protein binding. The transcript is spliced from 2 exons. The record is from RefSeq and is a predicted model, not a curated record. Gene Ontology annotation, biological process: proteasome-mediated ubiquitin-dependent protein catabolic process. Gene Ontology annotation, cellular component: GID complex. Lineage: Eukaryota; Fungi; Ascomycota; Eurotiomycetes; Chaetothyriales; Herpotrichiellaceae. The coding region runs from base 1 to 1785 and encodes 594 amino acids.
AUGAGAGCCCAUGAAGACGCGGGACAAGUGUACUCCAACGGUCAUGCAACAAACUCCAAUGGUUCGACGCCCCGGAAGCCUUUAAACACAGCCCUCAAUGGGCACAACCCCAGUAACGUCAACGGAUCCAGCCCCUCCUUUACCAACGGUGCCACGAAGAAAUUAUCGCCGGUCCGAUCACCGACGUAUCGCGGUCAUAAUAGAGAAGAAGUAACCAGAAUCCUCAUUCAGGGUCUGCUGGACAUGGGAUACCCAGAAGCUGCUAAUGUUUUGAGCACGGAGAGUGGUUAUGAACUGGAGAGCCCCUCGGUUGCCGCAUUUCGGAACGCCAUUCUAGAAGGCAUCUGGUCUGAAGCCGAAGAAAUCCUCCUGGGUCCCCAUCGCAUCGAUCUCGGAGGGGGACCUCGCGCGGAGGAGGAUGAUGAUGGCGACGGAUAUGCAGAAGGUCUCGUACUAGCCGAAGGUGCCGACAGGGGUCAGAUGCUUUUUUGGAUUCGACAACAGAAAUUUCUUGAGUUGCUUGAUCGACGAGAUCUUGGGGCCGCCUUGACGGUGUUGAGACAAGAGUUAACACCCUUGGGACACGACAUACACCAGUUGCAUGCUUUGUCCACUUUGCUUAUGUGCCCUCCCGAGGAUCUCAGAAGUAAAGCACAUUGGCCCGGCACCGUGGAAGAGUCGAGAAAGAUGCUCCUUCAAGAUCUUUCUCGGUCCAUUGCCCCUUCGGUGAUGAUUCGAGAUCACCGGUUAGCGGAAUUGUUUGAUCAAGUCAAGCAAACCCAGAUCAAUCAGUGCCUCUAUCAUAACACCUCCAUACCUCCGUCACUGUACUCGGACCAUCUGUGUGAUCGCGACGACUUUCCGUCUCGGAACAUUUUACAACUCGAAGACCAUACAGGCGAAGUCUGGCACGUCCAAUUCUCACAUGACGGCACGAAACUGGCCACCGCCAGUCAAGACAAGACCGUCAAUAUCUACGAAACGGUGACGUUCAAACGCAUCCAUAGCUUGACGCAACAUUCCGGAGAGGUGACAUACGUGGCGUGGAGUCCCGAUGACACCCAACUCAUCAGCUGUUCCCAAGACUGCAAGGCUCGAGUAUGGGACGUUGAGUCGGGAAGACUAAGGGUGACGCUGGAACAUCAAACCGUCGAUCAGAAUUAUGGCAUCACCGCUGCGGCGUGGUCGCCCGAUUCGAUGAGUUUUGUGACGGCCAGUCACGAUCGGAAUUCGCAAUUGUGCCACUGGAAUCUUCGAGCCCCGGACCCAGAGCAUCCCGUCCACACGUGGCCUCGGGGAUUUCGAGUCCAGGACGUGGCCAUCACCGAGGACGGACGCUGGCUUGUUGCCUUGGACCCCCAGAAUAUUAUCCGCGUCUUCGACAUGCACACGUAUCGGGAAGAGCCUCCGAUCAAAACGAUCGGCAAGAUGACGAGUAUUUCUUUGAGUCACGAUGGCAGCACUGUUCUUGUCAAUCUAGCAGCGGGAGAAGUCCACAUGAUCGACCUCGUCACGAGAGACACGAUACGAAAAUUCCGGGGCCAGAAACAAGGCGAGUUUGUGAUUCGGAGUUGCUUCGGAGGAGCAGCGGAGAAUUUCGUGGUGAGCGGCUCUGAAGAUGGCAUGAUCUACGUGUGGCAUAAGGAGAACGAAGCCCUCAUCGAGAAGUUGCCCGGUCACGGCCGAGGCCAGAGCGGCAAGGAGUGUGUGACAACGGUCGACUGGAAUCCCAAAGAUGCUGGCAUGUUUGCAUCUGGCGGUGAUGACCGCAAAGUGCGAAUGUAA